CCCAAUGUUAAAUGUCGUCUCUUGCUGAUGACGUCACGUCGUGUAUUUACUUUGGUGGAACUGACAGGAUUCGUAGUGGUCCAGAGAAGAUUAGGUUGUUUUGUUUUGUUUUUGCAUUGAAACAGACAUUUUCCAAGUCAAAACAGGCUAUGGUCUCGGAUUGUCUUGAGUGUUGAGCCUCAGUGAGAUGACUGACCAGGGCAACAACAACAACCACAACAUCUCCUGUAACCCCUUCGCCGCCCUCUUCAGCUCGUUGGCUGAUGCCAAGCAAUUUGCAUCAGGCCAGAAAUCUGCACAGUUACCUACUGAGCAACCACAAGAUGACUCAGGAGAGAGCCAAUCCGAGUCGGACAACUCCGUGUCGGAUAGCGUCGAUGACAACGAUGAUUCGGUGGCCGAGAUAAGCCGCUCCUUCCGAUCCCAACAGGAACUGUGUGAGCAGCUUAAUGUCAAUCACAUGAUCCAGCGUAUCUUCCUCAUCACCUUGGACAACAGUGACCCUAGUUUGAGAGGGGGAAAUGGAAUCCCGCCUCGCUGUGUUUACCUGGUGGAGAUGGCGGCCGAUCUGGACGGACAGGACUGGCUGGACAUGGACAACAUAGAGCAGGCUCUCUUUAAUCGCUUGCUGCUGCUGGAACCAGGAAACAACCUCCUUCACAUGACCUCGUGCAGCGCUGUUAACCUCUCUGCUGACCGUGACGCUGGAGAGAAAUGUGCCAUCCCUUACCUUUUUGCUUGCUAUCAGAGGGCAAAGGAAGAGGUGACAAAGGUACCUGAGAAGUUACUGCCAUUUUCAGUUCGCUGUAAGAACCUGACGGUCUCGAACACGCGAACAGUUUUGCUCACCCCAGAGAUCUACGUCAACCAACGCGUGUACGAGCAGCUUCUGGACCUGCUGUUGGAUGCUUUCAGCAGAGCACAGCCAGAGGAGGUGGUGGAGUUUGUUGAGGAAGUGAUUGCUGGCCUGCUGUCAGACCAAGAGGUGCGGACUUUUGAGGAGGUGAUGAUCCCAGUGCUUGAUAUCCUUCAGGGAAGAACCAAGGACCUGGAUCUGUGUCAGCCGCUCUUGUACUUCUACCUUGAUGUCCUUCUGUACUUCAGCCACCAGAAAGACAUCGCCAAGGUAUUGAUGGUGCAUAGUCAGCCCAAAGAUCCAACAAAUGGUUUGUUGUACCAGAAGAGCCUUUUAGGAACUAUGUUGAGCGUGUCUUGCUUGCUGAAGACCCCAGGUGUGGUGGAGGGGCAUGGUUACUUUCUCAACCCCUCUCGCUCAAGCUCUCAGGAGACUAAGGUCCAAGAGGCCAAUAUCCACCAGUUCUUGGGACAAUUUCACGACAAACUGCACCAAAUCUUUAAAAACUUGCUCCAGCGGUCGAGCGAGACACGGCACCUGCUGCUGUCGUGGUUGGGAAACUGUUUGCACGCCAAUGCUGGCCGGGCUAAGAUAUGGGCCAAUCAGAUGCCAGAGAUCUUCUUUCAGAUGUACGCCUCGGAUGCGUUCUUCUUAAAUUUGGGCGCAGUGCUGCUGAAACUGUGCCAGCCCUUCUGCCGGCCGCACUCUCCUAAACUGCUCACGUUUAACCCCACGUACUGUGCAGUCAGAGAGCUAAGUGAAGAGGAGAGGCGCAGUCACAAUGUGCAUGCAAGAGGUCUCGACAAAGAAACCUGUCUAACCCCCGUGCCCUCGCCGCUCCAACUGGAGCUUGCAGAGUCUUACAGCUUGCUGACAGAAAACCUUGUCCUCACACAGGUCACCCUGCAUCUCGGCUUCCACAGGCUUCACGAACAGCUGGUCAAGAUGAACCAGUCCCUUCACCGGCUCCAGGUGACAUGCCAGGAGGCUCAUCAAACAGGAAACCCCAUGUCGGAGCAGCUACUGGAACAGUUUGAGCGCCUGAUGACUGUCUACCUGUCGACCAAAGCUGCCACCACACAGCCCGCCAUGCUGCAAUGCUGCCUUAAUCUCCAUUCGUCCGUCGCUGCUCUCAUGGUUCAGUUUGCUAUGGGGAACCAUGGCCCCGAACAUGUAGCACUCAGUUUUCCGCUACCCUACCUGCAGAGCACCAUGCUUUGCUUUGUACCAGAGUUUUUUGCAGAGAACUUGGGAGAUUUUUUUAUCUUCCUGCGUCAAUUUGCUGAUGAGGUUUUAGAGUGCUCGGCUGAAAGCCUCGAACAGAUUCUUAACUUCAUCACUGUCUUCAUGGGUAAUGUAGAGAGAAUGAAGAACCCACAUUUAAGAGCAAAGCUUGCUGAGGUCCUGGAGGCGGUGAUGCCCCACAUGGAGCCGACAGCGCCAAGUGCUUCUCAGCCUAUCGUCUUCCAGCGUGAGAGAAUCUUCUGCUCUUACAGAUAUGCACCUCAGCUGGCUGAAGCCCUCAUCACUGUGUUUGUUGACAUUGAGUUUACAGGUGAUCCUCAUCAGUUUGAACAGAAGUUCAACUACAGAAGACCCAUGUAUCCCAUCCUCAAGUUCAUGUGGGGUGAAAAUAACUACAGAGAGAGUAUCAAGCAUUUGGCAGACUAUGCAUCGAAGAACCUGGAGGCCAUGCAACCUCCUCUGUUCCUCAGAUUCCUAAAUUUGCUGAUGAAUGAUGCCAUCUUCCUUUUAGAUGAAGCUAUCCAGUACCUGAGUAAAAUCAAGAUCCUUCAGCUGGAGCGGGACAGAGGGGAGUGGGAUGACCUGGCGCCCGACGCUCGACGAGAGAGGGAGUCGAGUCUGCAGAUGUUUGGACAGCUGGGCCGAUUUCACAACAUCAUGUCAAACGAGACCAUCGGCACGCUGGCCUUCCUCACCUCAGAGAUUAAGGGCAUCUUUGUGCACCCUUUCCUGGCUGAGAGGAUCAUCUCCAUGCUCAACUACUUCCUACAGCACCUGGUGGGUCCCAAGAUGGGGGCUCUCAAAGUGAAGGACUUCAGCGAGUUUGACUUCAAGCCCCAGCAGCUUGUCUCUGACAUUUGCACCAUCUACCUGAACUUGGGUGAUGAGGAGAAUUUCUGCGCUACAGUCCCUAAGGAUGGACGAUCGUACUCCCCUAUUCUCUUCUCCCAGAUGCUGAGGGUACUGAAGAAGAUCAACAAGCCCGGGGACAUGAUUGUGGCCUUUGGACUCCUUGCUGAUAAAAUAAAGUCCCAUGCAGAUAGACAACAGCAGGAGGAGGAGACUUACGCAGAUGCCCCAGAAGAGUUCUUAGACCCCAUCAUGUCCACAGUGAUGCUCGACCCAGUUCUUCUCCCUUCCUCUAACGUCACCGUAGACCGCUCAACUAUAGCAAGACAUCUCCUCAGUGACCAGACAGACCCGUUCAACCGCAGCCCUCUCACCAUGGACCAGAUCAGGCCAAACGAGGAGCUCAAACAACAGAUCUUACAGUGGCUAGAAAAGCAUAAGCAGGAGCGGCUGCAGCUAGCUACAUGCGACAAUACUUGAUAACCAUGCCUUCUGUGCCUAACAGUGACUGUAUAUCCCGCCAUCUUUCUCUUUUUAUUAAUACAGCCUUCAUGCAACAGACUGUAGAACUCCAUGAUGACAAGCUGUUUGCUUUUGACCUCCAAACGUGGCCAAUUAUCACUUUAGUACUUGCUGAUUAUUCCACAUAACUUAACAGCUCACCAGAUUUUAUACUGCUAACACAAGUAUUUUGUGGCGCUUUGAUAGCAGAAUUAUGUAGUAUAGCUGAUGAUAGUCACAGAAUAACAAUGCAGCACUUUUAGUUCAUGCUGCAUGCUCUGUGUAAAUAAAAUGUAACUAAAUUUACCUAUAGAUAAAAAAAAAAAAAUUCAAAUUGGUGUGGGUUUGAUUUCCAAUCAUUAUUUGAAUUGGUUUUAUAGUGCAGUUGCAGUGACAGCUACAUGUACAUAAGCACAUAAAAAUGUAACAACCCGUGAAAGUGCACACUAUAUGCAUAGCACAAUGCUUCAGUUUUAAAUGUAAAAAAAUCUUCUAAAUACAUCUAUUGUAUUCGUUAGGUUUACAUUUAACUGGUGCUUUUUGAUGACAAACAACUGGACUAGAAAGAUAUAUUGAAAAUCAUCGCAAAUGUGAGUAUACAAACGGAUAUACACAGUGUUGCUAAUUAUUUGGAGGUGCUGAACACUCAUUUCUCUUUAAAUUCCAGUCCAACGCCUUUAAGGCAGAAGAGGAAAAAGGUAAUUCUUCAUGAAUAUUUACUUCAAUGUAAUAUUUCCAGUGUUUAGAUCAACAAACGUACAUUAUAUGCAACACUUUUCACCCUCCCAAUUGCCCUUUAAAAAACCAUCGACAUGAAAACCGUUGACUGAUGUACCGUUUUUGAAGGAUUUGAUGUACUGCAGCUGAACGAUGCCUAACACUUUUAAGUACCGGUAAUUUUUUUGAUAUACAGAAUGCUGCAAAUUGGAAAAGAUGAUCAUUUAAAAAAUAAAAUACAAUAAAAUAGGCUUCACGGUGGCAGAGGGGUUAGUGCGUCUGCCUCACAAUACGAAGGUCCUGCAGUCCUGGGUUCAAAUCCAGGCUCGGGAUCUUUCUGUGUGGAGUUUGCAUGUUCUCCCCGUGAAUGCGUGGGUUCCCUCCGGGUACUCCGGCUUCCUCCCACUUCCAAAGACAUGCACCUGGGGAUAGGUUGAUUGGCAACACUAAAUUGGCCCUAGUGUGUGAAUGUGAGUGUGAAUGUUGUCUGUCUAUCUGUGUUGGCCCUGCGAUGAGGUGGCGACUUGUCCAGGGUGUACCCUGCCUUCCGCCCGAUUGUAGCUGAGAUAGGCGCCAGCGCCCCCCGCGACCCCAAAAGGGAAUAAGCGGUAGAAAAUGGAUGGAUGGAUACAAUAAAAUAUGGAUGUAAUCUGAUCAUAUAUGUGAAACAAGGAUGGCAUGCGUGUGCGACAUGUUGAAUAUCUUAAGGUGAAAUUAAGAUGCUCCUGUUUGUUUUAUUGUCAAAUUUUAUUUGAGUGUACAGUAUGAUGUAACAAAUAAAACUAAUGUGUGUUGUA
Nerophis ophidion (straightnose pipefish) is the source of this 4965-nucleotide messenger RNA. It is a transcript of the gene ube4a, whose product is annotated as ubiquitination factor E4A (UFD2 homolog, yeast). Gene Ontology annotation, molecular function: ubiquitin-ubiquitin ligase activity. The record is from RefSeq and is a predicted model, not a curated record. Gene Ontology annotation, biological process: protein polyubiquitination. Bases 188 to 3430 code for a protein of 1080 amino acids. Lineage: Eukaryota; Metazoa; Chordata; Actinopteri; Syngnathiformes; Syngnathidae. Gene Ontology annotation, cellular component: nucleus; ubiquitin ligase complex; cytoplasm. The transcript has 20 exons.